Lampris incognitus (smalleye Pacific opah) is the source of this 2521-nucleotide messenger RNA. It is a transcript of the gene spire1b, whose product is annotated as spire-type actin nucleation factor 1b. The record is from RefSeq and is a predicted model, not a curated record. Gene Ontology annotation, cellular component: cytoplasmic vesicle membrane; cell cortex. Bases 131 to 2521 code for a protein of 796 amino acids. Gene Ontology annotation, molecular function: actin binding. Gene Ontology annotation, biological process: actin filament polymerization; actin filament network formation; actin nucleation. NCBI's taxonomy places the organism in Eukaryota, Metazoa, Chordata, Actinopteri, Lampriformes, Lampridae. The transcript has 17 exons.
GUUUGGACUCCGCUGACUGAUAAAGGAGAGGGAGAAGGAGAGAGCAUCAAUGUCUCUGGGUUGCCUCGAUUCAUGCAUCAGCCAGGACUUGAUCUCGUCAUCGGGCCUGCUGUGCUGAAAUAAUGAAAGAAUGGCGAAACGGCGAGAUGCGGACGAAGGAGAGCUGACUGAGACCGCAGUCCACAGAGAUGAGCAGCAUCGCGCCCGGCUGGCCAAGAUGGAUGGAGCGGAGGAGAGAGGAGAGGAUCUGUCGUUGGGGGAGAUACUGACGCUUUACAGCCAACCGAUAAACGAGGAGCAGGCUUGGGGGGUGUGUUAUCAAUGCUGCCGGACGCUGUCAAAGGGAGCGGGGGAAUGCAGGGGGACCUCCGCAUCAGGGACGGAUUACUGGAGACGAAUAGACGGACCUGGGGAUGUGAGGAUUCAGAAAGACGGCUCUGUUACAAUACAGUAUCAAAGCAUGUCAGGUAAAUACAGCCCUUGCACACUGACAGAGAUGAUCGAGUCCCUGGGCAUCAUGAUCUACAAGGCUUUGGACUAUGGUCUUAAGGAGAAUGAGGAGAGGGAGCUAAGCCCUCCUCUGGAGCAGCUCAUUGACCUCAUGACUAACAUGACUGUGGCUGAACAAGACCACUGCCCCGAUGAAGGCUACGAGGCCACUGAGGAAGAGGAGGAGGCAGAGGAUGACCCUGCAAAUAGCUGUAAUGUUCAGGGCUACAGGGAUAUACUCAAGCUUUGUACAUCCCAUCUACCAAGGCCAUCAGAUGCCCCCAGUCACUACCAGGCAGUGUGUCGGGCACUCUAUACAGAGACCAGAGAGCUACACACCUUCUUGGAAAAAAUAAAGAGUGCCAAAGAGAACCUGCGGAAGAUGGAGGGAGCAUCAUCAGAAGACCCCAGCAAAGACCUGGAUGACCUCCAGAAUUCAGACUGGGCCCGAUUCUGGGUUCAGGUGAUGAGAGACCUGCGAGAUGGAGUUAAGCUGAAAAAGGUCCAGGAGCGCCAGUACAACCCUCUGCCCAUCGAGUACCAGCUCACUCCCUAUGAAAUGCUCAUGGAUGACAUUCGGUCCAAACGAUAUAAACUCCGCAAGGUCAUGGUGAACGGAGACAUCCCCCCUCGAUUAAAGAAGAGUGCCCAUGAGGUCAUCCUGGAGUUCAUCAGGUCCAGACCUCCACUCAACCCAGUAUCGGCUCGUAAACUGAAGCCCCAGGCCCAGCCCCCCCCCACCCUGCAUGAGCGCAUCCUGGAGGAGAUUAAAGCCGAGAGGAAACUUCGGCCAGUGUCUCCUGAAGAGAUUCGCAGGGGAAGGCUGGUAAUGCGGCCACUUAGCAUGUCUUUCAGUUUUGAUGUGUCAGACGAAUUUAGUCCCUACAUGGGCAGGAGGACAUCCAGCACCCUGUCUCUGGCCAAUGGAUCGCUGUCUCCAAGAACUGACACCUCUGGAUCUCAAUCUGCACCUCAGAGGAAAAGACUUCUGAAAGCGCCCAGCCUCGCUGAGCUGGACAGCUCCGACUCUGAUGAUGAAACGGUUGGGCGGCGAUCAGCCAGCAGCUCCAGCGUGGCUACAUCGUUGAUGGAUGAUACAUCCCCUGAGCCAGCAUUGGGAAAGAAAACUCCCCCCUUGUUCCUGCCUAUCUCCUCCACACCCCAGCCGGAGAGGCGUCAGAACACCCAGCAGAGGAGACAUUCAAUCGAGAAGGAAACACCCACCGACGUCCGACAGUUCCAGCCGCCCUCCAGACAAAGCUCCAAGUCUCUGGAGGAGUUCUGUUUCCCUGUGGAGUGCCUGUCUCUGACUGUGGAGGAGGUGAUGCACAUCAGACAGGUGCUGGUCAAGGCAGAGCUAGAAAAGUUCCAGCAAUACAAAGACAUUUACACCGCUAUGAAGAAGGGAAAGCUUUGCUACUGUUGUCGAACCAAAAGGUUUUCCUUUUUCACCUGGUCGUACACAUGCCAGUUUUGCAAAAGACCCGUGUGUUCACAGUGCUGUAAGAAGAUGCGGCUUCCGUCCAUGCCCUAUUCCAGCCUGCCCAUCUACUCCAUAGGCUCCACCAACACUCUUCCUAGGGAGAGGAUGGCAUCCAUGGCUGCCAUAGGGAAGGGACUGUCAGUGGCUGGUGGGCCGGGGCCGUCGGAAGUGGCCGGUGCCUCAGCGCCUCCUGCUUCAAAGGGUGCAGCGUCUAGACCUUUGGGUGCUGAUGCUAAAUCUGACAAAGCAUCCACUACCCAACAGCGCCACAGUUUUCAGAAGACCAUGUCUAAGUUUUCAAAACAUGGGUCACUGAAGUCUUACGAUGAAAUGGAGCUCCCUCCAGAGUUGACGGAGGACUGGGCCACCAUGGAGGUGUGUGUGGACUGUAAGAAGUUCAUCUCCGACAUUAUCUCCUCCAGCAAGCACAGCCUGUCGCUGGCCACCAAGCGGGCACGCUUAAAACGCAAGACCCAGUCCUUUUACAUGUCCUCUCCCAAAGGAAGAGAGGAUUACUGUCCAUCAGAACGGACAAUCAGUGAGAUCUAG